This is a messenger RNA of Anguilla rostrata (American eel), 2833 nucleotides long. RefSeq names its product dynein, axonemal, light intermediate chain 1 (gene dnali1). Gene Ontology annotation, molecular function: dynein heavy chain binding. The coding region runs from base 1243 to 1827 and encodes 194 amino acids. Gene Ontology annotation, cellular component: axoneme; filopodium. The record is from RefSeq and is a predicted model, not a curated record. NCBI's taxonomy places the organism in Eukaryota, Metazoa, Chordata, Actinopteri, Anguilliformes, Anguillidae. The transcript is spliced from 6 exons.
CUGACAGGUGCUAAUUAUAGCUCAGGUGUUUCCUUUUGCGUGGAUUGUUCAGACAUUAAAGAGCAGUGAGUGUCUGUUUUUAGUUUUAACCUUUGUUUUCAUCUGUGGAGAUUGGAAUUAGAAUGCAUACACCAUCUUGAAGACCAGAGAACUAACUAUGGCUGAAAAACAGUUCAUCUGUUAACUGAGAAGAAUUCAUUAUGAAGGAUAGAACGUAAACUGGGUAUAUCAAGUACAGAAGUUUUGGAAAGUCUUGUAAAAGAAAGAAACCACUGGUGGACUCAGAAUUAAACACUGAACAGGUUGGCCAGGGAAGACGAAUACAAUUGAUGACAGAUGAAUCCUAAGAACAACCCCAGAACAAUGGGAAGUGACAUCACCAGCAGUCUUCAGAGAGCAGGGGUGAAAAUAUCACUAGCCACUGUCCUCAGAAGACUCUGAGAACGGAAUGAUGGAGGCCCCUCAUCUGCAGCAAGAAGAAAAAGGUCAGAUUAGAAUUUUCUAAAGAGAUGAACCAGAAAAGAACAAAGUUUAAUGGACAGACCAAAAUGAGCCUUGACCAAAGUGAUGGAAAGCCAAGAGUGUGGAGACAGGAAGGAACACCCCCCCCCCCCCCAACUGUGCACUGUGAACUAUGGAGGAGGUAGUGUCUUGGCUUGGGCAUAUAUGGCUGCUUCUGGAACAGGCUCAUGUGUAUUUAUUGAUGAUUUAAUGGAGGAUGGCAGUAGGAUGGAUGAAUUCAGAAGUGUACAGACGAUGAAAAUUCUAUUAAAUAAGAUCUGAUUGUCUGUACUUUUGUCUCAUAUUAAUCUUUUGAACUCAAAUCCAGAUGCUUUAAGUAGGCUAUAUAGCAAAAAUAACAAAUUUCACUCUCCCAUUCCCCAUUGUUGUACGGCACUAUAACUUUCCAAAAAACGAACUACUGGAUGACAGCAGUAUAUUCCCAAUUCCCAAAUUCGAUUUAGCAAAACGUCUCUUUUCAAAAAGGCAUAAUUAUGAGUGAGAUGGGAAUUAGCCUCCUGAAACUACAGCAGCAGUGCGCACUUGUCUGAAGGACCUGGGUACCUUUCAUCCGGAGCCAGCCGUGACAAACAGCGUGUUCAAGCCGAGAGGAAAAUAACUCAGUGUGGCAUUUAUAAGGCUCGUUCUCUGAGAGUGAGCCCCCUCCAGCCGGCCUCGACCGCCCCCGUGCCCCCCCCGCCAAAACCCAAGAGCCCCACGGGAGAUGGCAGCAAACAGCAGAUGGAGGAGAUACUCAACGCCAUGCUUCCACCAAGGGAGUGGGUGGAUAACAGCCAGCUGUGGGUGCAGCAGGUGUCGUGCACGCCCUGCACGCGCAUGGACGUGGUGAAGCUGCAGGAGCUGCUGGACCUGAAGCUGCAGCAGAGGCAGGCGCGGGAGACGGGGAUAUGCCCGGUGCGCCGCGAGCUGUACACGCAGUGCUUCGACGAGCUGAUCAGACAGGUGACCAUCAGCUGCUCGGAGAGGGGUCUGCUGUUGCUACGGGUACGAGAUGAGAUACGCAUGACCAUCGCGGCCUACCAGACCUUGUACGAGAGCAGCGUGGCCUUCGGCAUGAGGAAGGCCCUGCAGGCCGAGCAGGGCAAGGCUGACCUGGAGAAGAAGAUACUGGAGUUGGAGAGCGAGAAGAAGGACCUGGAGCGGCAGGUGAACGAGCAGAAGGCCAAGUGCGAGGCCAUCGAGAGGCGGGAGACGGAGAGACGGCAGGUGGAGGAGAAGAAGCACACGGAGGAGAUCCAGUUCCUCAAACGCACCAACCAGCAGCUCAAGGCCCAACUGGAGGGCAUCGUCGCCCCAAAGAAGUGACCACAGGACUUCACCAAGGCAUAUUCCAUCGUUUUAUACUGUUUUUACAAACAUCCUCACAUUAAAGGACUCAACGUCCAUUUUAUACAUUUUUACUGAAACGAUACCCUACAGACAUCAGAAAAACGAAGCAAAAAUUGCACUAUUUGUGUCUUUUUAUCCACAGAAUGGAAGCUCAGUUUAUAACACCAUUUCAAGCGCUUUGCAAAAUGGCAGUUCCUGUUCUGCUAAACGUCAGUUGUCCUAAUUUGGCCUGCAAGGAUUAAAUUGUUGACAGAUGAAAAUGUUCUUUUUUCCAUGCUAUUUUCAGCAUAUAUUUUCUGUUCAUCACUGUUUUUUUUUCCUUCAAAAUGACUCUUGGACCAAUGAUGUUCUUAUAUAAAGAUUCCAAGGGAAAUGAUAACUUUGUUAAAUGACUCAACUUUAACAAAAAAGUAUGUUUGUUAACUAUGUUUGCAAAAAUCAUUUUAACCGUUUAAAUAUGCAAAUCACACUAAUAAUUUUUCUCACUGUAGUUGUUACACAAGCCUAGUUAAUGGGCAUUAACAAGGAAUUUACUAAAUAAGUUUUUAGUCUCAUAUCUCUACUGUUUAUUUAGGAUUUAUGAAUGCAUAAAUGUAUGUAAUAUCUGUUAAUUAUUUACAGCCAUAAGUUGUUCCCUACUUGGUAUCAUAACCAAAAAUAUUUUCUCUUCUAAGUCUGGGACGCUUGCAGAAAAAACACUGCAAAUGGACCAGUCCUGCAGAAAGCCAUACACACAUCUGUGUAGAAAUGCUCUGCACUAUCUUUGACCUUUCACCUCUGAUCUUUGACCUGUACGAAAGAUUGCAAUGUAGUAGUUCAGUUCCUACCGCAUGUUAAAAAAACAAUUUCACAGUGGCCGCGUUGGCAUUAUUUUUGAUUUUGUUAAAAAAAAAAAAUUAAUGUUUUAUAUUACAAGUUAAAAAUGAUCCACUGGCCCAUUGAAAUCUUUGUACUGUUGAUGAAUAAAAAUGAAAUCCUGGCA